Messenger RNA from Cuscuta epithymum, 5816 nucleotides. The record is from the annotation of a GenBank genome assembly. NCBI's taxonomy places the organism in Eukaryota, Viridiplantae, Streptophyta, Magnoliopsida, Solanales, Convolvulaceae.
AUGGAGUUAAAACGCUAUUUAAACUGUGUAAAAAAACGAUUGCAGUCGAGGUAUUGAGGACUGCAAAGUGCAAGCUGGAUAGUCUGGAUUGAAAUAAGCGUGUUAUAGAAAUCUUCUCUUUGUUUAGGUCGCCGCUUACUAGGGUUUCUUCGAGUAUUCUUAAUUCCUCAUCCAGGAGUGAUACAGGACCUAUGGAUCUGGAGGUGGUGGGUCGUCACGCUCUUUUCUUCGAUGACGAUGCCAUGGCGGCCUUUGUCAACUCCACGGAUGCGCUUGUCGAAUGGAACUCUCUCAUUAUCGACCGCUACGACGUCCGUCACCUUCUCUCUUCCCCACCUCUGCAAACCAGGCGGUCGCUUACUUCUCUAUCUCAUGCUAUCGACUCGUCUCUUAAAUCCGAGCUAGAUUUGGAACGCUAUCUCGAUCUUCCAAUAUCUGUUAAUCAUCAAGGUGAUUCAUUUGAUACGAUGCAUUUGUUUCCGUUGGCACGUACACAGUAUGUUCCUUCUAUCAACUGAGCUCAGUGGAGAGAAGCACUUUUUUUUAGAUUUUCUUCUUUAGUGCGUUAUGUGUUCAGACGCCUUUUUUUCAAUUAAUGGUUUGGUUUAUGAUUUGAAGUUACAAAGCGCAAUUCAUGAUUAUUCCUUAAGGGGUGUUUGGAACCGAUCCUGGGAUCAGAAUAGGAAUCAGUUUUUACACAAACACUCAUGCAUUUUUAAGAAUCAGAUUCAAACACCCCCUAAAUCACACUUCUUUGGGAAUUUUGAUUGGUUAAUAACUACGUAUAAAUUAGAAUAAGAAAUGGUAAUUAUAGGUAAGUGUGAUAGGAAAUAGUAGUUUGCUGUACAGAUUGAUCACAUGACACAAGGUCCAUAUAGAAAUGAUUUGGCCGUACACUUGUUAGAUUUAAAGGGAACUGAUAUUCUAUGUUCGGGCUUCUAUAAUCACAUGGCUCUUUUCUGUACAGAAAAAGAAGAAGAUGGUGUACAUUUAGACAAUAAUACAGGUAGAUACAAUGCCAUCCCAUUCUCUUAUGGAAAUGUCAAUGGUGAAGCUGAAGAAGUGAGCCAUGAUAUGGGGAUUCAUAGCUCUGGAUUUCGUCCUCCCUUCAAUGUGCCUGAACACCUUCUUCAAUGCUUGGUGAGUUUAUGUGCUUCAGUCUACUUUUAUGACUGUUGGCAUUGUCUGUUACUUGCUAACAAUGUUUCACCAUGUGGAAGAGACGAGUGCCUAAAUUCUAUACUAUUCCUCACCAUGUCUAAGAUUUCAGAAUUCAAAUGCUCGGAGCAGUGGAGUUAAUGUCAUCUAAGGUUGCCAUUCACAGGUGGGAUUAGGAAUGUAAUAAUGUUUCUUUGCAAGGACAGUAAUCUAUAUUGCUUGAGAGGAAAUGCUCUACUUAAUGAUCAUCAUAUUGUAAAAACUCUCCUAGUAGGCAAUUACUCCACACAUCUGAUUAAAUUUGGAUCAUGAGAUUAUUUUGUAAGAUUGUAGUUUCUAUUUGAUAGUCUAAUGUAUUUGAAGCCAACUUUUGACGGAAAACGUAUUGAUUUUUUAUUUUCCAGCCACCAUCUGAGAAGGUCCAUCAAAUAAUUGCAAGGACUGCUCUAUUUGUUAGUAGUCAUGGUGGGCAAUCUGAAAUUGUUUUGAGGGUGAAACAGGGAGAUAACCCAACAUUUGGCUUCUUAAUGCCAGAUCAUCACCUACAUCCAUAUUAUAGGUUUCUUGUUGAUCACCAAGAGCUUUUGCAUUCCAAUGGUGACAUGAAACCACAAACUGGAGAAAGAAAGGUUGUCAAUGAGCCAGACGGUGCAUUAUCCUUGCUUGGUUCUGUUUAUGGAUCAGGAGAGGACGAGGAUGUUUCUAACAAAACAACCUCCGAUGAAGCUGUUGAUGCAGUCCCUAAUGCACAGAAGGAACAAUUUAGUGCACUUUUGCCUAAGCAAGAUGAGUCAGUUUUGAAACAUCCUUUUCAUUCUGGUGGUUUAGAUAAUGAGAAAACUCAUAUUCUGAAAAAGAAUCCUCUGGUUGGUGGAUUUAACGGUGGAAGCACAAGUCAUAAAAAACCGAAAGAUGACCAUGUAUCUGUGUCUGUUCAUGCAGCACUAGAGAAGCUUAAGGCAUCUGGUCUUGGGAUAACACUUAAGACUGAACCUGUGGCUCUAGAGCCUCCAUCCGAUUUGAAAAAAUUGAUUGGCAAGAUUGUUGAAUUCAUACGGAAGAAUGGGAAGCAGUUUGAAGCAACACUUAUAGAACAGGAUAAUAAGCAUUGCAGGUUUCCGUUUCUUCUCCCAUCCAACAUGUAUCAUCCUUACUAUUUAAAAGUUCUCCAUGGUUCUCAAGAGGUGACCUCUCUCUCUCUAAUAUUGGUUUAAACAAGAUGUAAUAUUCACUUCACAUUUAGGUCUGCUUUGAGAUAACACAUCAGGCUUUGUUGUUAAAAUAUUCUGCAUUCUAAGUUGUGUGGAGGACUGAGAUUGUAGAACUUAAACUGAACACUCUCCUUCCUCAAAAUGAGCUUCAUUUCACAAACAUUUUUUUGACAAAAGUAUGGGAUUUCACUUUAAAAAACUUUCAAAAUGUAGUAAUUGCCAAAAAGAGUAACAUACAAGUUACAUAUGUCAAAUCUAGCCAAACUAACCAAUACGUUUUAGACAUCUUUGUGAUUGUUGCACCUUACCCAAACUAGAACGUUUACUUUGAUCAACUAAGUUUUUUAGAUGUAGUAGUGCUAUUGACAGGAAAUGGGGCUGUUUGGGAUGGUGUGGGGAACACAUUAUUUGGUUACAUGGUUGUCAUGGUAUCGUUUAGGCGUCCUGGCGGUCAAGAAUGCCUCACCAUUUCUGGUCUCCUUGCCUGAUAAUUGAAUGGUGUCAUUUAGGCAUUGGCUGAGGUGUGCAUGGCAAUUGGCAACACUGAGAAUCACGGUAGAUGGUACGCAAACUCGAGAGCCUAAGUAUGAUUGAAAAGGACCUAAAGAUUCUAAACUGCAGGACCCAAGUAUACCACAACUAGCGACACAUCAGAUUUUCCCCUACAUUUCCCUGAAUAUCUGAUGUUUCCCACAACAUCGAAAUGUUCUCCCAUCAUUUUUUUAUUUUCAGAUGAUUCUGUUUUUUUCCAACAGUUAAGGUAAACAAAUCACUAUUAUUAAAAAACUCUAGAAGCCUGCGAUUUUACACGGCGAUCCAUGCGAUCCACUCAGUUUGCGAUAUUUUGUAAAACUAGACCUCUGAAAGUAGUUAGGACUUAGGAGCAUAUAAUCACCAGCACGAAGUAGAUAUACACAUGAAGAAAUAAGCAAUUAAAUACCUGCUUCUUGGAUGUUGUUCUUGGUGUAUACUUGUUUUUAAAUUUCCUGAAGUUUCCCACAAGUUCCGAUGCUUCCGAUUUUUUCCUACAUUUACCUAAACAUCCAACUUUCCCACAACUUCCAAAUGCUCUCCCGACAUUUCUAAAUUUCAGACGGUUCAGUCUUUCCAACAUUUAAGGCAUACAAAUCACCAACAUUUAAGGUAUACAAAUCAUUACUCUUAAAUGACCCUACGAGCCUGUGAUUUUACACAAUGAUCCAGGCAAUCCUACUCACUUCUUUAUAUUUUGUAAAAACUAGACCGCUGAAAGUAGUAACAAGCACAUUAUCUCAUGAUACAAUGAUCUGGAUUGUAAUUUUGACCAUCAUGCUUCGAAUCGAGUUUUUUUCCAAAUUGAUUUUGACCCGGCAACAUAACUUGUUUUUUCCUAAUUUAAGUGGCAGCAUUAAAAUUUGAAAAAGCCCUGAACAGAAUAAAGUGAAAAGACAUCUAAAAAUAAAUGCCUGCAUCACAAUCCAAGUUUGUCUUUUCUUUCUCCCUUCACUUCUUUUUAUCUUCCCCUUUCUUCUUCUUUCUUCAUUUCAUAUCUUUAUUUAUGUGUAGUAAACUUUAUUCUUUAUGAUUUUUUCAUUUCUUUAGUAUGUGAAGGAUGCUAAUUUUGUUUGCAGAAGCUCAAUAAUUUAAUUAUUAUUACACUUUUGAUUUGAAUUAACAUCAUAAAGUAGCAAUCCAUAGAUUGUAUUUCUUAGUCUUUUAUUAAAAGUUAUAUCCAAGUAUUGUGUACAUCUACUUGUUGCUCAGGCGAUCGCUCAGUCGCCUAGGCUACAAGGCUGUCUACUGCGCCACACCUUGCUUCAGUUGAGCUUUAGUAGUCUAUCAAACCUAUGAGAACAUGAAACCUUUAUCUUGAAUGCAGCUUAAUAUUCUGUCUGGUUUUGAUUUUAUUAUUAUGUGAAGAUGAAACCUUUAUUUUGUAUGCCACAUCUUAUAUCCUUGUGCCGUAUUAAAGUAAAUUGAUCUCUCUCCCUGCAAUCUAAACAACGUGCCACCUCUUGUUACAGACAAAAUACAGUGGCAAUAGCUUACAAUCUGGGAGUGAUGGUUCACUUGGGAAACGACCAGAAGAAAGAGCGUCAUUGUCUUUAGUAUCUGGUGAUGGUGAUCUUCCUUAUGAAAAUGAUAAGAAGGAGAAAUUUAAGAUGGUGAUUGGGAAAUCAAAGAAGGAAUCGCAGGAACAGUUAGAUAAAGCACCACAGCAAGAGAAUGGAGGGUUCAGUGUAGAUGCCGCUUCGGCUGCCGCGAUACUUCAAGCGGCUGCCAGGGGCAUCAAGAAUCCCAAUAUAGCAAUAUUCUCAAAAACUGCUGAGAAUGCUGAGACUAGUGCAGAAGCCGAUUCUUGUGAUCCACAGUUAAGUAAGGAACAGCAGCUGAAAGCGGAGAGGUUGAAGAAGGCAAAGAUGUUUGUGGCUAUGCUGAAAAAUAGGUCUGUCCCUUCACUUAAAGGUGAGCCUUCACGUGCAGUGUCAUCAGAACCACAUUAUUCUGGUCAAUUAGAUGGUAAUCGUUCAGACCAAGGUGAAGGACUGAAAUUCAUAGAUGAGUACAGUGCAAAGCGAUCAAUGAGGAAGUACAGAUCAAAUGCUUCGAGACAUGAAGAGGAUGAAGAGGAUGAGGGAGAAACGGAACAUCAAUCUCUUGGUAGUGAUCACAAAUCUUUAAGGCAUAUGCCAGAUGAUGACAAAGGAGAAAGAAGUGAAGAUAGGAAGGAACAUAGACGUUCUAAGAGGAAGAAGCACCACCAGUCACAUCACUCAGAUGAAGAUAGUGAUGUUUCUGACAGAUAUGAAGAGGAAAGGCGAAGACGGAGACACUCUAGGAAGAACCACCGAUCCCAUAAUAAGCGCGAUGAUGAUGAUGACGAGAUAGAUGAAGAAAAACACCAUAGACACUCCAGAAAAAAGCACAAAUCUCAUAAUUCCUCGAAGAACACAAGCAGACAUGAACGGUCAAAAAGAGCUUCUCAUUGUGAUGAUGAACAUCAUAGAAACAAAUCUGAUAAACUAAGAAAAGGUGCUGCUGAUGGGGAAGAUUUGGAGGAAGGAGAGAUUAGCAAAGUGUCGGAUCAGUCCACUAGAGGACCGGUAUGCAGAGAAGCUUCUAAUGACGUUUCAAGUCCACCAAGAUCAACAUCUCAACCCUCUGAUGAACUUAGGGCCAAGAUACGUGCCAUGUUGAUGGAAGCUAGAAGGUAGAGCCGUAGAGCUUCGAGAUUGUAGAGCUCGAGAUUGUAGGCUUUUUGUACUGAAGAUGUGUGAAUAUCAUACUCAGUACUGUUGUACUCGAUUUGAUCCCCACUUGAUAAUCAUUGUUUUCCCUAGUUCAUGUUUAUAAAAGAGACAAUUUUGUAUCUUCACCUGAACAGUUGAACUCUCAAAUAUUAAUUAUUAGUACGCUCCCUAGCAUGAAGGAGGGUGGGGUGCAGGAGCUCUUUGAAGUAACUAGCAG